This is a messenger RNA of Misgurnus anguillicaudatus (oriental weatherfish), 1892 nucleotides long. The record is from RefSeq and is a predicted model, not a curated record. Lineage: Eukaryota; Metazoa; Chordata; Actinopteri; Cypriniformes; Cobitidae.
AAAUACUUGACUAUAUAAUGAAACCUCGUGAGACUGGGUAGCUACAGUGCCUUACAACCCCACGGCCAAUGGCAUGAAACAGAGGAGUUUAUGUGUGUUCAAGGUGUGUAUCUCUCUCACUUAAUCUUGCGCUAAUGGAGAGCAACAGGUGCGCGGACGGAUCCGCAAUGAAUCUGGUCCCAAACGGAUAUGUUGCGGAUCUGGUCGGGAUGCAUCAACUGUCUGGGGUGAAUCCAGGCGUCGGUGACCCGUCCACCAAACACCCGCACCGGGCAGCUCUGAUUCUGGCACGCGGUGGCAGUAAAGGAAUACCGCUGAAGAACAUUAAGGUUCUUGCUGGAGUUCCUCUCAUCGGAUGGGUCGUGAGAGCUGCACUGGAUUCAGAUGUCAUUGACAGUGUUUGGGUGUCUACUGAUCAUGAUGAGAUUGAACAAGUUGCUCGAACCUGUGGUGCAAAAGUUCAUCGGCGCACUCCUGAAGUUUCCAAAGACUCCUCCAGCUCACUGGAGACCAUCAAAGAGUUCAUCCAGCACAGACCUGAGGUGGACAUUGUUUGUCAUAUUCAGGCAACUUCUCCAUGUCUGCACCCAUAUCAUAUCACUGGAGCUCUGCAGAUGAUCACUGAACAUGGUUAUGACUGUGUGUUCUCAGUAGUGCGCAGACAUAAUUUUCGCUGGACUGAGGUGAACAAUAAAGAGGGUGAACGCACAGAGCCUCUGAACAUCGACCCAGCAUACAGACCACGACGUCAAGACUGGCCCGGGGAGCUCUAUGAAAACGGAUCUUUCUAUUUUUACACGAGAGAAGCUGUGGAAAAGAGCCUUAAGGAGGUGGGUAAGUGGGGCUACUAUGAGAUGCUCCCAGAAUACAGUGUUGAUAUUGAUGUGGAUAUAGAUUGGCCGGUGGCUGAGCAGAGAAUUUUGAGGUUCGGAUAUUUUGGAGAAAAAAAGAAAACAGAGAUCAGGUUGUUUCUGUGCAGUGUAUCUGGCUGUCUGACAAAUGGUCAGAUAUACGUGUCUGUUUCAGGAGAGCAGUUUGUUGCCAUCAAUGGUCGAGACCUGGCAGGCAUUCGAAUGCUACAGAGGGAAGACAUUGAGGUGAUUCUUAUAUCUAAUGUGAAUGAGAUGGUGUCCAAAGAUUUGCUGAAGACCAUUUCUAAGCAGACAGGCUGUCACAUUAGACUCGUGAUGGAGAAGAAAGAUCUGGAGUGUCUGAUGAAAGAGAAAAACAUGCAGAAAGAUGAGGUGGCCUUCAUGGGUGCAGAAUGUGAAGAUGUGGAGAUCAUGACGCAGGUGGGGCUGAAUGCUGUACCUCCUGAUGCACCCGUGUCACGUCUCAUUGCAGCUGACUUCACCUGUCAGAGACCAGCGGGUCAUGGGGCGGUUUUUGAGCUUGCUCAGUACAUCCUGCAGAUGAAGAAAAAAACACAAGUCGCAGAUGAGCAUGAAGACAUCAACAACAUUUAGACUGUCAUCGUUACAGGAGUACCAAUACAUUUAUUUUAAACACAACCAUUUGCAGCAUUUAAGCAUAAAUAUACACUAAAUGAUUAAGAUAUCCAAUUUAAAUUGUGAAAGAUAAAAACAAAAACACAUGGACACGUUAAUCAUAUGGUCAUAAUGGUGAUAAAAGCUACAGCCCUUGUUUCUCAGUCUAUUUGUGUGUUAUUAUAAUGUCUUAUACAAUCUACCAGACGGAAGUUGUUAAAAUAAAUAAUGUCCCGUUUAAGUUCUCUCUGUUCGGUAAUCAGUAUAUCCAUUAAAAACAUACACCAGCUGAUCUCAGGGAUCUCAAUUGCAACUAUAUGUCUUAUUUACUAUAUCUAUACUUAUAUCUUGUAAUUCAAGCAUGUAACUUUUUGAAUCAGAACUUUUAAUAAACCAUUCUAUCUA